This is a messenger RNA of Schistosoma turkestanicum, 340 nucleotides long. The record is from the annotation of a GenBank genome assembly. Lineage: Eukaryota; Metazoa; Platyhelminthes; Trematoda; Strigeidida; Schistosomatidae.
GUCAGGAGUACCAAUAGCUGGACAACCACAUUUUAUCUAUUCACAUUAUUUAAAAUGUAUCAAUGGUUAUCCAAAUUCAUGUCGAGCAUUUCAUGCAAUUGAUUUAGCAUUGAAAUCACAUCAGCAUUUAGGUGAUGUCGUACGAACACGUAGUAAAACUGCAGCAGCCGGUAUACCAACUAAUUAUGUAUUACGUCAUGGUGUUUAUUGUACUGUAUUGUAUACAAUAUUAUUAGGUAUUGCACGUUAUUUAGGUGUAACAGAAACCCAAUUGAAAUGGGCAUUAGAGAAAUUUUUCAAAUUCAGUUGAUUGAUUUAAAAAAAAAUUUAAAAUUGUAUG